AUGAGGUCGGCAUCUGCCCACCUCUCUCGCCAGGCUUUCGCCGCACCCGCCUUCGUUCGCUUCGCCAGCGACAAGGUCACCGGAUCGGUCAUCGGUAUCGACUUGGGAACAACAAACUCCUGUGUGGCCGUCAUGGACGGAAAGACGCCCCGUGUUAUCGAGAACGCCGAAGGUGGUCGUACAACGCCGUCCGUCGUUGCUUUCUCAAAGGACGGUGAGCUCCUGGUCGGAACCCCCGCCAAGCGUCAGGCCGUCGUCAACCCCGAAAACACCCUCUUUGCCACCAAGCGUCUGAUCGGAAGGAAGUUCGACGACGCCGAGGUGCAAAAAGACAUCCACACGGUCUCUUACAAGAUCGUGAAGCACAGUAACGGUGACGCCUGGGUUGAGGCGCGCGGAAAGAGGUACUCCCCAGCGCAGAUCGGAGCUUUCAUUCUGCAAAACUUGAAGGAGACUGCCCAGAACUUCUUGGGCAAGCCCGCUCAGCACGCCGUCGUUACCGUUCCGGCUUACUUCAACGACGCUCAGCGUCAAGCGACCAAGGACGCUGGACAGAUUGCUGGUCUUGAUGUCAAGCGUGUGAUCAACGAGCCAACCGCCGCUGCUCUUGCCUACGGUCUGGAAAAGGCCGGAGACAAGGUUGUCGCCGUCUACGAUUUGGGAGGUGGUACAUUUGAUAUCUCUAUUUUGGAACUCCAGCAAGGAGUGUUUGAGGUCAAGUCCACCAAUGGUGACACGCACUUGGGAGGAGAGGACUUUGACAACACCAUGGUCAAGUACAUCGCCGCCGAAUUCAAGAAACAGGAAGGCCUUGACGUCACAAAGGACCGCAUGGCUCUGCAGCGUAUUCGUGAAGCCGCCGAGAAGGCAAAGAUCGAGCUGUCCGCCACCCUCCAAACCGACAUCAACCUCCCCUACAUCACUAUGGACGCCUCGGGUCCCAAGCACAUCAACAUGAAGCUGUCCCGUGCUCAGUUUGAGUCCCUGACAAAGUCCCUCAUCGACCGCACCAUCGACCCCUGCAAGAAGGCACUUAAGGACGCUGGCGUUUCCCCCAACGAGAUCAACGAGGUCCUCCUUGUCGGUGGUAUGUCCCGUAUGCCCAAGGUGCAGGAGACCGUCAAGUCCCUGUUCGGACGGGAGCCCUCCAAGGCUGUCAACCCGGAUGAGGCCGUCGCAAUGGGAGCUGCCAUCCAGGGUGGUGUCCUCUCUGGAGCCGUUGACCAGCUGUUGCUUUUGGACGUCACUCCAUUGUCUCUCGGUAUCGAGACCCUCGGUGGUGUCUUCACCCGUCUCAUUGGCCGUAACACCACCAUCCCCACCAAGAAGUCGCAGGUCUUCUCCACCGCUGCCGAUGGCCAAACACAGGUCGAGAUUAAGGUUUUCCAGGGAGAGCGUGAGCUCGUGAAGGACAACAAGCUCCUCGGACAGUUCAACUUGGUCGGUAUCCCACCAUCUCCCCGUGGUGUUCCUCAAAUCGAGGUUACCUUCGACAUUGACGCCGACGGUAUCGUGAACGUCUCUGCCCGCGACAAGGCCACCGGAAAGGACCAGUCUCUGACCAUCGCCGCCUCCUCUGGUCUGUCUGACGCCGAAAUCGAGAAGAUGAUCAACCAAGCCGAGCAAUUCGCCGAGACCGACAAGAAGCGCAAGGAGGUCAUCGAGGCCACCAACCACGCUGAAUCCAUUAUCAACGACACCGAGAAGGCCAUGACUGAGUUCAAGGACCAGCUCGACAAGGCCGAGGUCGACAAGAUCAAGUCCCAGAUCGCUGAAUUGAGGGAGAUGCUCGCCAAGGGCCCUGAGGAGAACGCGCCCGAGACGAUCAAGGAGAAGUACGGAGAACUCCAGCAGGCUUCCCUGAAGCUGUUCGAGCUGAUGUACAAGUCGAAGACAGCCCAGCAGGGAUCGUCUGACGCCGGCAAGGCCCAGGAUGCCGAGUACAAGGACGUCGACGGCGACAAGAACAAGUCCUCCUAA
Messenger RNA from Fimicolochytrium jonesii, 1980 nucleotides. RefSeq names its product heat shock protein 70 family. Bases 1 to 1980 code for a protein of 659 amino acids. Lineage: Eukaryota; Fungi; Chytridiomycota; Chytridiomycetes; Spizellomycetales; Powellomycetaceae. The transcript has 2 exons. Gene Ontology annotation, molecular function: ATP hydrolysis activity; ATP binding; misfolded protein binding. Gene Ontology annotation, cellular component: mitochondrion; cytoplasm. The record is from RefSeq and is a predicted model, not a curated record. Gene Ontology annotation, biological process: protein refolding; cellular response to unfolded protein.